Molecule: messenger RNA, 2134 nt
Organism: Rhagoletis zephyria (snowberry fruit fly)
Lineage: Eukaryota; Metazoa; Arthropoda; Insecta; Diptera; Tephritidae
Product: NADH dehydrogenase [ubiquinone] 1 alpha subcomplex assembly factor 5
Biological process (GO): mitochondrial respiratory chain complex I assembly
Cellular component (GO): mitochondrion
Molecular function (GO): S-adenosylmethionine-dependent methyltransferase activity
Source: RefSeq, a predicted model, not a curated record
UCUGAUGACCAUCACAGCUGUUAACAACAUUAAAUUCGUGCCGGGAACAUAUAUUUGCAUUAUAUGAUUUCAAUUUUGUUUGAGUUAGAUUAUAAGAUAAAAUGUUGAAGAACAUCCGCCAAUUAAGUACAAAGCAAAUGCUGCAAGGCUAUGAAAUUAGUUUCUGUGACAGCAGUUCAACAGCUAAAUUUAGCACGCAACCUGUCUACCAAAAUAUUUUCGAUAGAAAUGCAAAACGUUUGCAGAAGGAACGUGCGGCGCGGAACGCGAAUGUGGAGCUUUAUGACUAUUUGAAGGAGGAGGUGGGCUUCCGUUUGGCCGAUCGCAUUAUCGACAUAAAGCGCGAAUUCACAAAUGCCGCAGACAUUGGUUGCAGUCGCGGUUUCCUCUCGAAGCAUAUCAUGGCGGAAAGUGUGCAGCACUUAACGCUGUGCGAUACAAGCCCCACUAUGCUGGAGCAAGCACAGGGUACGCCAGGUCUGAAAAUGACCAAGCUCGAGGUGGAUGAGGAGAAAUUAGAUUUUCCUGAAAACUCGCUGGAUUUAGUCAUAUCCAGUUUGAGUUUGCAUUGGGUUAACGACUUGCCAGGCUGUUUUUCAAAAAUUAUACGUAGCUUACAACCGGAUGGAGUGUUCAUAGCAUCACUGUUCGGCGGUGAUACGUUAUAUGAACUACGCUCAUCGCUGCAAUUGGCCGAAAUCGAACGCAAAGGUGGACUGGCGCCGCAUAUUUCGCCCUUUACGCAGAUAAGGGACGUAGGCGCUUUAUUGAAUCGCGCCGGUUUCACUAUGCUAACCAUUGAUACUGAUGAAAUUGUCGUCGGGUUUCCAAGCAUGUUUGAGCUUAUGUGGGAUUUAAAGGGUAUGGCUGAAAACAAUGCAGCAUUCAAUAGACCAGUGCAUAUAAGUCGCGAAACUUUGCUAGCAGCAAGCGCUAUUUAUAAGGAGUUAUAUGCUAAGGAUGACGGAGUUACGGCCACCUUUCAAAUAAUAUAUUUUGUCGGCUGGAAGCCAAGCCCUAAUCAGCCCAAACCUUUGGAGAGAGGUACCGGCGAAGUCUCAUUAAAAGAUUUGGGCAAGAUUAUCGAGUCAGGCAGACCAAAAAAAGCGUCAUAAACGAAGUGCGUUGUGUAUGAUUCCGAAUAUGCUGGCUUCAAUGUGACUGUUAAGUUAUAGGUACUUUAAAGAAAAGUUGUUAAUUUUUGUAUUAUAGCAAAUGACGCUUUGGAAAUAAUAUAUUUUAAAUGUAUUUGAACUAAACGCUAUAAUAUAUUUAUGUAUGUAUGUAUAUGCAUACAGAGUGCAGCAGUUUUUGUUAUACAAAAAGGGUUUUUUGUUUUUAUUCUUAAAAUUUGGUAAAAGGUUUUCAAAAAAAAUAAAAUAAACAUUAGCGAGUAUCACUUUGGUUUAAAUUUGUUUAUGUUUUGUUGUAAAUAUGUAUACCAACUGAUUUACGCGAUAAGCAUAAAUUUAGCACACUUACGUUACUGAAGAUAAAUACGUAGUUAAAAUAUAUGUAUUUAAAAAAUAUACGAAAAUCAAAUCUAAAAGAAGUGUUCGCACUUGCGUUCUGCUACUUCGUGCAGUGCAUCAGAAAAAUAUGAAUUUGAAAAGAAAUUAUGGUUUAGCAUACUUAAAUAUUUUUGAUGCGUUACUACUAAUAUUUGCUUUUUACACAUUGUUUUUUUUCUCAUUUUUUAUUAAAUAUUUUUUGCGUUUCAUAAAUGGACGUUAUACAUUAACGUUUUUGUUAAUAAUUAGUGUCACUUGCAGCGCGUUAUUUGCUUUUAUUUAUUUUUUUAUUAAUAAUUUACAUAUAGCAUAUUUUUGUUUUUAACUGUAAACUGUAAAUGUUUUAAACUCGCAUAACAUCGUUAAUUUUUAUUUUUAAUUGCAUUUCGUAAUUAAUUUCUUGUUAUUUUCAAAUGCAAGACACAUCGUAAACAUUUCGUGUUUUGCAAUUUUCAUAAUGAACUGUCCAUGUUUUGCUACGCAUUUAAAUUUAUGAUCCAGUAGGAAAUUUUGUAAUUAUUACAAACUUUUAACUUGUCUAUAUGGAUAAUCAACAUUUUGUUUUUCUAUUCGUUAUUGACAUUCUUUUUACAUAAAAAAAAAAAUAUGUAAAAAAACUUUAG